Molecule: messenger RNA, 1833 nt
Organism: Diutina rugosa
Lineage: Eukaryota; Fungi; Ascomycota; Pichiomycetes; Serinales; Debaryomycetaceae
Product: diphthine--ammonia ligase
Exons: 1
Coding region: 1-1833 (610 amino acids)
Biological process (GO): protein histidyl modification to diphthamide
Molecular function (GO): diphthine-ammonia ligase activity
Source: RefSeq, a predicted model, not a curated record
AUGAAGUUUGUCGCCCUCAUAUCGGGAGGCAAGGACCUGUUCUAUAAUCUCCAUCACUGUCUCACCCAGGGCCAUGAGCUAGCUGCCCUCGCCAAUUUGUACCCCGUCGAACGGGACGAAAUCGACCUGUUUAUGUUCCAAACGGUGGGCCACGACGUCAUCGACUUCUACCAAAACUGUCUAGAUGUGCCGCUUUAUAGGCAACCAAUUAAGGGAGGGUCUAAGAACCAAAACCUCGAGUACGAGAAGACUGCUGACGAUGAAAUUGAGGACUUAUAUUGCUUACUUCAACGAGUGCUUGAGGCUCAGCCUGAUGUCAAAGGCGUCAGCUGUGGGGCUAUUUUGAGUCAGUACCAGCGUACUCGAGUCGAACACGUAUGUAAACAGCUUGGCCUUACUCCGUUGGCUUAUCUCUGGCAACGUGACCAGCAGGAGCUUAUGGCGGAGAUGUGUGAACUGGGCCUCGAUGCCCGGUUAAUCAAAGUGGCCGCCAUCGGCUUGAAUACUGGUCAUUUGGGGAAGACUAUUCAGCAGAUGUACCCAGUGCUUCUAGGUUUGAAUCAAAGAUUUGACGUCCACAUUUGCGGCGAAGGCGGUGAGUUUGAGACUCUUGUGUUUGAUGCCUGCUACUUCAAAAAGCGCUUGGAAGUGGUCGAACAAGAGAUUAUUCUCUUAGAUAAUGAUGUGGCUUAUUUGAAAGUUAAAGUUGAAGUCAAAGACAAAGCUGAGUCUCUGCUUACCCUGGCAGUUGCGCCUCCCCUCCUCGAAGAGCCAUUCACUGACUUUGACACCACCACUACUGACUUGGAGGUGAAAGUGAUAGACAAACUGGAGGAUCUUAUCGAGUUAUCGCCUCUGGUUAAAGUUGAUGGUAACAGAGUGUAUGUGGGUAAUCUCACGUCACUGGCACCACUGGUUCUGAGUCAAUUGACGAAUAUCUUCAAUGACCUCACAUUAAUUCUCAAUAACCAUCAACUCACUCUGGAUGACAUUCAGUGUGUCACUUUGCUUUUACGCGAUAUGGCUGCAUUUGAAGAAGUGAAUGCAAUUUAUGUGAACUACUUUAUAAAGCCGUUACCGCCUCUGAGAAUUUGCAUCGCUACACAAAGACAACUGGCUGAGGUAUCGUUUUCGUGUACCAUCAUCAAGCAUCGUCAGGGCCCAAAACAAGGGGUACACAUUUUCUCCCGCCUGUUCUGGGCGCCGCUGAACAUUGGACCUUACUCACAAAGCAUUGUUGAUGUACAACCGACUUACCGCUACGCGCUGCUUUCAGGGCAGAUUCCCUUGAUCCCGGCGCUGAUGGACCUUGAGACCAAUGGCUGUGAAAGUGCGCUAUCACUUCAGCAUCUCCACCGGGUGCUCGCAAUUGUCAACACCACCAAUUAUGACCUGGUGAUUUGCUUCAUCACUGAUCCAGCGUUAAUGACGACUGCUCGUCAUCAUUGGCAGCAGUAUACGGAACACAUUGGCGAUGCUAGCGAUCAGCUCAUCAUUGUGUUAGUUGACCAGCUUCCUCGAGGAGCCCUGAUUGAGUGGGGCGGUACUAGCUACACUGAGAUCUCGCUGGGGAUUGACUAUGGCGACAGCGAUGACGAAGACGAUACGCCUAAGGCAUCGCCGCCAGGGUUCGACCAUGGACGCUUAGUGGCGUUUGGUGACCGCACCACCUUCACUGGGUUUACCAACGACGCCAGUGUUCUCAAUUCGGGGUUGGUGGUGGCCACCGCACCCAUCGCCAACAGCGCGUGGGAGGUGCUUCCUGUGUCAUGUAUUUGGGACGUCAACGGACGCGAGUGGCGGUAUGCCACCGUGGUGAGGACCCAGCAUUAG